Messenger RNA from Triticum turgidum subsp. durum (durum wheat), 825 nucleotides. Lineage: Eukaryota; Viridiplantae; Streptophyta; Magnoliopsida; Poales; Poaceae. The record is from the annotation of a GenBank genome assembly.
AUGCAAAAGGAGAACCCACCGGACAGUGACGGCCUGGAGGCUGUCCCCGACGGCGAUGAGAUUGUGCGCGAGGACGAGAAGAGCAAGCUGGUCGGCAACGUAUUCAGCAGCGUCGCCUCCAGCUACGACGUCAUGAACGACCUCAUGAGCGCUGGGCUGCACAGGCUCUGGAAGGACAGGCUGAUCUCAAAGCUGAAUCCUUUUCCCGGGAUGAAGCACCUCGACGUGGCCGGUGGGACAGGGGAUGUUGCGUUCCGUGUAGUCGAAAGAAUUAAGAGUGUGAGCCACAGAGCUACGCAGGGUACUCUUACUGAUAUGGAAGAAGACACUCACAUUUAUGUUUGUGACAUUAAUCCAAAUAUGCUAGAUGUUGGAAAGAAGCGUGCUACCGAAAAAGGCUACAAUGAAGAGCAGUGCCUUAGUUGGGUACAGGGAGAUGCAGAAGCUCUUUCUUUUGAGGAUGGGUCUAUGGAUGGCUAUACUAUUGCAUUUGGGAUCAGAAAUGUUACACACAUUGAGAAAGCUCUAUCAGAAGCUUACAGAGUUCUAAAGAAAGGAGGAAGGUUCCUAUGCUUGGAGUUGAGUCAUGUAGAUGUUCCAGUUUUUAAAGACAUUUACGACAUCUAUUCAUUUUCUGUGAUUCCGGCUGUGGGAGAGCUAGUUGCUGGUGAUAGGCAGUCGUACCAAUACUUGGUCGAGAGCAUUCGUCGGUUUCCAAAACAGGAAAAGUUUGCUCAGAUGAUCCAGGAAGCUGGAUUUGAAGCGGUCGAAUAUGAAAAUCUGGUGGGCGGUGUAGUUGCCAUUCACUCUGGAGUGAAACUGUAG